AAUCGAGCCGGGACUGCGCGUCCCGUUCCCUUCCCAUCCCAUCCUCAGUUUCAGCACCAGCACUGUCCGUGUCCACACAGCCACAGGCUGCAGUGGCAACAGCUCCUGGAUCCACCGUUCACGCUUCUCCAUCGCGCGGAAAGUUGGAGGACUAUUCGCUAGAUAUCGCAUCACAUGUCACUUGGCAGGUGAUGUGGAUCGCUAUCGAACCACCACUUUAUGAAAAAGAAGAAGAAGAAAAACCAAUCGCUGUGCGUGUUAUUAGAUCUCUUUAAAAACCAGAGAGUGUUGAGGACUUUUUUUUGCUCGUAUCGUUGAUGAAAUUAUUCUUGCCUGGAUGAAGAGACGGGUGUAUUUUACUGUCAGUAUUGGAUGAGACCGCUGCGCCGAAUCCUGUGCUAUACGAGAAAUAAUGGUGGUGUCGCACGGAAUACAGCUGUAUUGUUUGAAAUGGAAAACUGCUCACAGAGGAUAAAUUGCGUGCAAACUUGUGCAGCUUUCCGCUGAGGGAGUUAUCCAGCAGCCCCUCUCCGAAUAAACAUGGGUCCACGGCGAGACGUGGGGCCGCUCCGCUGCGUGGGACUCACCACGCUUCUCCUGUGCACAGUGGUGGAUAGCAAGGUGAUCCUGGAUGGCUUGCAGAGGUACGGCCCCACGCCAAUCUAUCUGCCUGUCAGCUACCGGAUCCUCAAUGCUGAGUCAGCGUUCUUCCUACAGGAGGCAAACCAGGACUUAAUGAGGAACUCCAGCCUGCAGGCUCGUACUGAGUCCUUUUUCAUCCACCAGGCCCGGCAGAUGCCCUUUGUCAAUGCGAGUUACGGGCCGCUGUCGGUCCAGCAGCCGGUCCCUCUGGAGCUCCUUCAGACGCUGCCAGGGCCAUUUAACACGCCCUCUUUCUCUUCAACAUCGGUGCCAACAUCAUCGCCUCCUCUCUUUACCUUCAACUGGAAGGUUCACACCUAUAUUAUCAGCGAAAGCAUUCACCCCAGUUGGCCAAAGGUCCAAGUGUUGUUCUACAUUGCAGGGAGGGACUGGGAUGAUUACAGCGCCAUCCACAAUCUGCCCUGCGUCAGGAUGUUUGCCUUUCAUGAGACUCAAGAAGUCCGUGGAACAUGCAGGCUAAAAGGUGAGCUGGGGAUAUGUGUUGCCGAGCUGGAGCCUCUCGCUAGCUGGUUCAGCUUGCCCACUGUGAGGCCGGGUAGGCAGAGGGUCUCUGAGCAGCCCCAGGGCACUCCUGUGGAGCUCUACUACAUGGUUCAAACCACGGACAGUGGAGAAUGCAGCUCUGAGGAUUCAAGAAAGGGCGGCUCCGUUCGCCCAGACCAGCAGAGGCCGAUGGGCUAUUUUGCAGGGCAUACACCUAUGCAGCGCAUUGGGAGCGUCAGGCUGUUUCAGCCACUGUCAGAGCUAAAGCUGGACAAUAACUUUGUGGUGAUGGCACCCUCCAAACCCAUCCGGCAGAGAGAAACCGUCUCUACUUUUCUGGCUCUGUCCACCCUUUCUUUGGUGCCAAUUUUCACCCUCAGGGUCAAGCUGAAGGAUGGCGUGGCGUUCCUGGGAGCUCGCGCCACUAACCCUGUUUUGUGGACGGUGAGUCAGGAUGUCAGAAGUGAAGGCCACAGGGUGGUCACCCUCCACUGUCGGAGGAAGGAAAACAGCUUUAGUCAAAGAGCGGAGGCACCGGGAUACCAGCGAGUGCUGCAAGUGGACCUCGAGGUGAACGGGCUGAUGAUGACUCCGGGGGGGAGGGAGGUGACGUGGCAGGUGGAGUACCCACUCACCCGCACCUUGACCAGUGAGGUGCCGACCCUCAUCCGCCUGGCACCGCAGGACCUGGGUGGCAUCGUGCCGUUAGCCAUGGACACCGAGAUCCUUAACACAGCUGUCCUCAAUGGGAGAACCGUCGCCGUGCCAGUAAAGGUGGUCACUGUAGGACCAGAUGGAACAGUCUCCGAUAUAACAGAGUCAGUGGAGUGCAAGUCCACAGAUGAACAAGUUAUCAAGGUGUCCGAUCGAUGCGACUAUGUGUAUGUAAACGGGAAGGAGACAAGAGGAAAGAGACGGGUGAUGCUCAACUUCACCUACAGUUUUCUGAGCGCCCAGCUGGAGAUGAGCGUGUGGAUGCCUCGUCUGCCCUUGCUCAUCGACGUGGCCGACCCCGAGCUCAGCCAGAUAAAGGGCUGGAGGGUUCCCGUUAGUCCGGCCAACAGAAGGUAUGAGAGAGUCACUGAUGACAAGGAAGAAGACGAUGCAGCUGAGGAGAGGACAGGGAGCAGCUGUGCAGCCCAGUAUCAGAGCACGACCCUGCGUGUCCUCACACACUUUGUGGCAGAUAGCGGAGAAGUAAGAGGAGCCACAGAGGAGGAUGGGAUGGGCCAGCAGAACUUCCUGCUGGGUAGUGACUGGCAGGUGGAGGUGACACAACUGGUAAAGGACUCUCUGAGGGUGGAGAUCCCGAAGGUGGCACAACUGCUGAAGGACCAAGUCCUAAUAGGAGUGAACGCUGGAGUCACCAAACUACAGGUGCUGUCCCCACUGACAUCAGCUGUCCUGGCUGAGAGGAGCAUCAAGGUGCUGGAUGAUAAAGUGAGUGUGACAGAGCUGGGGGUGCAGUUGGUAUCUGGACUCACUCUGUCCCUGCAGCUCAGUCCUGGGAGCAACAGGGCCAUUGUCGCCACCGCAACCACACAGGAAGUCAUUGAAUCCCUCAAACAGCAGUCACUCAUCAGUGCUUGGCUCCAGUUCAGUGAUGGAUCCAUGACCGCUCUAGACAACUAUAACCCGGCCCAUUUCACCCUGACAGCCACCUCUUUGGAUGAACAGGUGGUAUCGGUGCAGCGCAGUUCAGCAUGGAAGUGGCCCGUCAUUGUUGCCAAUGGGGAAGGUCAGGGUCUGCUUGUGCGUGUGGAAAUGAGCCCGUCGGAGGUGUGUCAGAAAGGAAAACAACGUACUAUCUUAGCCACUGGAAUGGCAAACAUACAGACAAGGUUUGGUCAGCCAGAGGAUCAAUACAGACAACCAGGAGACCGAAGAACACGUCCAGAUCCUCCAUAUUACGGAGGAUCUAUUGCUGACAUGGAAACAGGGUUAAUCAACCGUGGAGCCACCACAAUCAAGGGCCAUGUCCCAGUGAGACCUAAUGGGGGCCGUCUAUCAGCAGACAGCGGGGCCAGGGUCCCAAAUGAAUUCUCUGAAUACCCCGACCAGGCAGAGCUGCCUCGUAGCCGCAGCACUGAUGAUGACUUGUUGCCAUCCCGACGAGGCCUGACAGAUCUGGAGAUUGGUAUGUAUGCCCUUCUGGGAGUCUUCUGCCUAGCCAUCCUUGUUUUUCUUAUUAACUGCAUCACUUAUGCAUAUAAGUACCGUAGCAAACAGCUGUCCCUGGAGGCUACAGAGACAAUGCCACACGCCCACGACUGGGUUUGGCUGGGCCAAGACGAGGGGCUGUGUCUGCAGCAACAGCAGCAGGAUGAGCUGGGCUGUACCCUCGAGGAGGGUAGUCAACUAUUGAAUGGAGGCAUCCAGCUUGGUAAUACUGGUGUGGGAGGCUGUAAUUCGAGUGGGAGGGAUCACAGGAAUGAGUCGCUUAACUCGCCCACCACCAAGAGAAAGAGGGUGAAGUUCACCACCUUUUCCAAUGCCAAGUCCAGUAACGGAUGUCCUGUGCUCAGCCCAUUGGCACUAGUGCAGACCAGUGAGAUAAAAUGGGUAUGUCCGGACAUCGAGCUUGGGGAUUCAAAGGAUCUUAGGAACUACAUGGAAAAGCUUAAUGAGAAUGCAACUAAGAACAUUGUAUAGUGGGUGGUGGGUGUUUUCACUGAACUUAAGAGAAACUCACCUGAAUGCCUUCAGAAUAAGGAGGGAAUGAGGGUUGAAGGGAGGAAAGGAAAAGGGGGUGCAGAAAACAGACCGGGGUUGCUGUUGAACUGCUUCUUACCAUAACAACAGGAUACCGCGUUCAGCCUGUUGUUUCCAUGACAGUACUCAGAAAGGGUAAAGCAAUGGACCACAAAGAGACAUGAUUUGCCAUGACACCAGAGCAUAGUUAUGAGCUGGGAAAUGUGAACUUAAUAUUGUCGCUUAACUUAAAUCUAUGUUGUUUGUCUUUAAUUGAAGUUCAGUUUCCGUUUAUAUGCGCCAUGUACUUUGUUUAAUGUUUUCUUUAUAAUUCAAAAUUUUAAUGUUGUAUUUGUUGUACUCUUUUGCGCUUUGCUUUUUUUUCUCUUUCUUUUUUUUAAGAGUUGCUGUAUGCUCUGUACAACAUGUCAGCAAUUAGAGAUUCUAGGAGAGAAGAGUUAAAAGCAAUUUUGUAUUGUAUAUAAAUGCAGAGUUUGAUUUGGAGGUAUUAUAUGUAUAGUAACAUUUUGUAAUGUGCCGUUUGGUUUGGGUUUUGUUUUGUUUGUAGUUUAGUUUUAGUUUUGUCUCCAGAAAGCGGAUCCAUGCAUGAUGUUACUAAAGAGGAGGCAUGUGUGUCUGAUCUGGUAUCUGAAUUGAAAGUUUGUAGAUAACUAAUGCCAAUAACUCUGGAGACAUGUCAGUUUAUUAUUGCAUUCAUUCAUCUUGGGUUGGUUUUAGUAUGUUGAUAUUGGUUUCAAACAUUUUGUUAGCCCAUACAUUUUCCCUUCUUAUGUAAAUGUUAUUUUUUAUGCAACCCCUUUGAUUAAGUUGCAUACUCCACAUAAAGUAGACUUUUACACUACUUUAAAAAACUGAUAUUACAAAUCAAAAUUAAGGAAUUUAGCAAUGUCACAUUCAACAGGAUACACUGAUUGCCAUCAUGAGAAUCAAUAGACAAUCACACAAAUUAUGUAUGGAUCAAUUUUUUUUUUCAUUAAUAAUGUUCUAUAAAAAAUCAGUCCAGUUUACAUUUUGUAUGGUCUGGGUAGAGAAUGGAAAAAUAGUUAAUUUCUUAAACUGCUGUGUCUGACAGUUUUGGAUUCCUCAAAAUAUUUCAUUACAGUGAAUGAACAAACUGUGAAUUGAAAGCCCAAAGUCUGACCUCUACACUCCUUUUGUCAUAUGUCAGUGUUAGUCAAGUCCAUCCUUUUCUAUCUCUGUUCUAAAUUGGCUGCUGGACUAAUUAAAACUGAAGCUGACUCUUCUCCAUGA
This is a messenger RNA of Etheostoma cragini (Arkansas darter), 5109 nucleotides long. Its product is annotated as transmembrane protein 132C-like. NCBI's taxonomy places the organism in Eukaryota, Metazoa, Chordata, Actinopteri, Perciformes, Percidae. Bases 541 to 3798 code for a protein of 1085 amino acids. The transcript is spliced from 10 exons. The record is from RefSeq and is a predicted model, not a curated record.